CCUUCAACUUUUGGAGCUGAAAGGCAAACUUAAGUGCAAUAUCUUUCGCAAGUGUCUGUUAGUUUUGUAUAGUUUUUGCAUUUUUGCAUUUCGGCCACAUUCCCCUUGAUCUUUGUCCCUAUGAGUCUUGUAUACACAGCUUAUCAGCUACCAGUAAGUACAUCAAGGUGACCUACUUCGCUUGUGCUUGCAUCUUUAAAAGCCAGGUUGCUUAAAAUCUGCCACCACUUAGUUUCAACUCGUAGGCCUCCACACUUUUACGUGAAGCAACAAGCGCUUCAGGCGCAUGCUGUCGGCACGAGAGAAAUAUUUGAAAGACUCACUUCAGAUUCCCACGUCUCUACAGGACAACAACAAUGUCCACUGUCCUGACACUACUGUGUCUCUGUAGCCUCACCUUGUGGACCACCGCGGACGGCAAGGUGUUGACUCCACAACUGACUUCCAAAAUUGAAGAGUUCGUGGAGAACCUCAUGCAGUGUCGUAAAGGGGUCGGCCUUUCGUUGGCCGUCGUCAAGGGCAACGAGACCUGGACUCGAGGGUUCGGCAUGGCCGACAAAGCCUCUGGACGACUGGUGAAUUCCUCCACGUUGUUCGGCAUCGGCUCAGUGACCAAGGCCUUCACCUCAACCAUCCUGGCCAUGUUGAUUGAGGAGAGCCGGGGGAAGUACACGUGGCAGACUCCAGUCAAAGAAAUCCUUGGCAACGAUUUCCAGCUGGCAGACGAGUAUCUCACCAGUCACGUGACAAUCAAAGACAUUCUGCUGCACAGGACAGGGCUGACCGCUUUCUCCAUUCCCUUAUUCGCUGGAUUUCCAUCUACAGUCACCAGAGAAGAGUUUGCAAACCGACUUCAGUAUCUGCCGGCAUCAGGACAGUUUCGUGACGAGUUUAACUACAACAACUGGAUGUACGGGCUGGCCGGGAGGGUCGCCGAGGUGAUGGGUGGAGCAUCCUGGGAGGAGCUCCUCCAUCAACGCAUCUUUCAGCCUUUGCAGAUGAAUGACAGCCGGGUCAUCGGGUACGAUGUCGAGGUGGAUGCGGACAACUUCGCCUUCCCUUAUGUUCAUGUCAGGAAUGAAGUGGUCCUGUCCGACCCAGUGAUUUACCAUAUACAUCCAGACGAACCUGCUGGCGCGAUCGCUUCUUCGGCAGACGACAUGGCGAAGUGGUUGUCAUGGCACCUACAUGGAGGAGUGACGUCAGACGGUGACUUCCUUCUCAAUAAGACAACUCUCCAAGACAUGUACACACCUCGCAUUAUUCUGUCCCCUCAGAUAUUAGCUGCUCGCGCCAUGAUGAAGCCGCCGCAGUUCCCUGUAUCCUACCAGGACUUCGGCUAUGGUUACGCCUGGUUCACGUCUUCCUAUAGAGGUUACCCGAUGGUCUGGCAUUCAGGAGUAAUCAACAGCUAUAUUACUCAUUUGUCCAUGUUAAGAGACCUCGAUCUCGGUAUCUUCAUGACCACCAAUGGUCAUAAAGGCUCAGAUGUAAUGUACACCUUAGAGGAGAUCUUCUACUACAUAACUGAUCUGUUCCUUGGAGAAGAACCUUGGCUUAAUACAACAAACGCAUGCCAGUUUCCUCAGCCAUGGGUCAACACUACAGGUCAGACACCUUCAAAUGACACAAAUAUUGUCCCUGGAAACAUCGAAAAUCCUCAAGACUUUGUGGGACAAUAUGAGAACAGGUUGUUUGGAAACAUUGUCGUAGCUCAAAAUGGAAGCAAUGAACUGUUAGUGACCUAUGGCCGUAUAACAGGCAAACUACAUAAGACGAAAGACCGCAAUGUUCUCAUGAUGGAAAUGUAUGGCCUUCUUGAGUUCAUAACACAUCCAGGAGAUAGUUUGCAGUACUAUAACCUGACCUUUACAAGGGGAGAUCAGAAUGUAAAGUACCAACAGCUUCUGUUCAGUGCGGCGACCCAAGGUCCAACAGAGACUUUGGUUUAUUCGCGAACAAAUGUUUCAGCUCCUACUGGUGACACACUAAUCGGGCGUUAGAGAUGGUUUCACCUCCUCCAACUGAAGCAACCAACUGAAGUUUAGAAACUUCCCUGUUGUUUACUCUUGUAGUGAUCGUUCAAUGUAUUAUGGUGCAAAUGUUUGUGUCUGCAAUCCUCUAAAAUGGAUUAAACAAACACAGGCGAAUUAAAAUAAUUACCGCAGUUAUCAUUGCAGUCACCUGAUAUUCAAAUCAAAUCUUAACCGUUGUGUUCUAAUGAAGAUGGCUACUCUUCAGCAGGGCGUUUGAAUGCACCAAAGAUUUUAUUUUACCUUUCUUUGUUCAAAUAGUCCUUUUCAUUCAAGAUUGUGCUUUUUUUUACAGAAAAUCAUUUUCUCUUUUGCUUGAAAUUUGAAUGCAUUAGCCAAAUGAUCGUCGUUAAUCCAUUUGCAUUGAUUGAUGCUUCUAUAGUAGACUUUAUUAGACAUUAGUACAUUAAUUUAGCAAAAGAACAAAGUAUCUUGCUUUAUUUCAAUGUCCCUUCGAAGAUGAAAGAAAGAGUUUGUUGUAUAUUGUAAUACAUCAAUACACAGUACUGAGUGAAAAAAUAAAGUAUCUUAGAUCU
This is a messenger RNA of Pomacea canaliculata, 2569 nucleotides long. Its product is annotated as penicillin-binding protein 4-like. The transcript has 5 exons. Lineage: Eukaryota; Metazoa; Mollusca; Gastropoda; Architaenioglossa; Ampullariidae. Bases 357 to 2003 code for a protein of 548 amino acids. The record is from RefSeq and is a predicted model, not a curated record.